This is a messenger RNA of Aphanomyces astaci, 4965 nucleotides long. RefSeq lists its product as hypothetical. NCBI's taxonomy places the organism in Eukaryota, Oomycota, Saprolegniomycetes, Saprolegniales, Verrucalvaceae. Bases 16 to 3924 code for a protein of 1302 amino acids. The transcript has 25 exons. The record is from RefSeq and is a predicted model, not a curated record.
UGUCACCAUACUCGCAUGAACCGCGCACAGGUGCGUUGGCACCGCCUCAAGUGCCUCGUGCGCUGCAUCGGUCAGUUUGCCUUGGCGGCGAACCAGCGCUCAGCAGGGGAAGUGACGUUGUUCGAGCCGCAAUCGUGGCACCGCCACAAGCUCGAGCGGUUCCAACAUGCGUACAACAAGGACCAAGAACAUCGCUCGGACGUGGACCUGAAGCUGCUGAUGGAGGUUGUGCAAAGCAUGCACGUGUUUGCCCAUGCCUCGUACACCAGCAAGCUUUAUUUCUGUCGACAUAUGCAGGUGGUGGUCCUGCACGACGGCCAAGUCGUAUACCAUCAAGGGGACCCCAUCGAUGGAGCGUCUGGCGUCUACGUCGUCCUCGAAGGGAUCGUGAGCUCGUACAAGAAUGCCGCGUACGACUACUCGGACAAAGCGUACCCAGCGUGGCAUCAGGCCACGUACCCAAGUGAAGACGUCCAGUUUGGGACAUGCGAAACCACUGCCACCACAGGCGACACCUUUGGCAACACGGCGGUCAAUGGAUGCCUGUGCCGCGACACCACCAUCCUCGCCCAGUCCAGCGCCAAGGUGGCCAUGCUGAGCCAAAGCGACUACCGCCGCAUCCUCGCCCACAACAACGACACGAUGUGGACGCCGCGGCAUUGUUUGUAUGCGAUUGAAACCGAGCCCCCCCACCGUACGCCACGUCAAGUGCGAGACUUGAUUGAGUUCCUCCUGCACUUUCAAUAUUUUCGAUCGCUGCCCCGAGACGCCGUGGAAGCUCUCUGUCAUCGACUGCGGCACCGAACGUUCAAGGCACACGAAGUGCUGAGUCGCCAAGGAGACCCCGACGUCCCCCUUGUGAUCUGUGUGGCUGGAAAGGUGCUCUUGUACGUGCAAGACUCUGUCGAGGAGUCACGAUGCCGACUGCUUGGUCCCCAGAAUGCAUCUGCUCCCGCUUCGUCCGGAACAAUCACAAAAAAGUUCGGAACCAACGCCGCAUCUGCCUUGAUCGACAAGCUCGAGUACGAUCCAGGGCUCGGGUGGUGUGUGGGGGAGCUCGGGGACGGCGAGUCCUUUGGGGAGCAAGCGGUCGCCUCUGGUGGGGUUCAAAGCGCCACCCUCCGUGCUGCCUACACGACGACGGCAAUUGUGCUCAAUAUCGCAGACGUGGAACAGAUUGUAGCCCAAUAUGAUAGCGUGGACCUUCCAAAAAAGUCCGACGAGGUGGUGGCGCACCUGACGGCGCUCUUGGCGACAGCUCCCAGGGUCCGGACGGCAGGAAUGGUUCGCGACAUUGCCAAAGCGUUAUGGCGGUGCGAUGCCGGCUUGUUUUUCCAACAACUCGGUCAGUACGCACUGGAAACCAUGGCGCAAGAGGCCGCCGUUCGGGUGGUAGACGCGGGCACGAUUGUACUCCAACAAGACCACACGUGCGAGUACAUGUACAUUGUCCUCAACGGGUCAAUCAAUAUCCACCGCCUCACGGCACGGCGAAAGCAACGCCGCCGAAGCUCGAUCAUUCAUAUGGAACUGCACCAGCACAAGCUCCCGGACGACAGUCAUCCGCCGACGCCCCAUGGAACAACUCGCGACGGGGCCGACACGUCGGCGUCGUUGGGCACUGAAACCUUCGACAAGUGCGGCCAAUUCCUAAGUUCGUUGGGCGUCGGGGGGGCCUUCGGACACGUUCCGAUCCUGACCAACUCCCACAGCCAAUCGUCGUACGUGGUGGCGCGCAACUUGGCCAAAGGCACGCUGACCGCGAUGUUGCUGUGUGUGCCAGCACGCUUCGUGGCCGCCCUCCUCCAAAGAUAUGAUGACUCGUUGCUGUACAACCCGCGCCAAGUGCUCGACCAAGCGACAAAACCCAAACACGACCGCCAGAACGCGCUCAAGUUUGCCAACUUCCUGUGCACCAAGACCGCGUUUGCCGCGAUGCCCCAGCGCACUCUCCACCGCGUGUUGGAAUCGAUGCAAGUCGUGGACAUUCCGUUCAACCACCUUUUGUGGGACCAAGGCGAACGGCUCGGCCACGGCGUCGUCGUCGUCUUGGCGGGGUCGAUCCUCCUCGUUCGUUCUGGACAUCGCCCGACGUUGGUGGAUCAGGUUCCAAAACCCGCCGACGCAGGUACCCACCCCCGCCUCGUACUUCAUGUGGGCAGGACGGCCAACACGGUCACCCUCAUGCACUCCCACGAUCAAGUCCACUCGUGCGGCCCGGGGGACUGCAUUGGAAGCAUGCGAAUUGACGAUUCGGAGAACAACACAAUCGUCACUACUGACACCGCCAUGACGCUGACCGACUGCAAAGUCGCGAUCAUCCAAUGGCCUCGCGUAUACGUGGCAGAGCCGUACGUGGCCAAACUAUGCAACGACCUUCUUGACCUGCAUGCCACCCAUUUGAAGCGGCAGCAGGAGCAGCCUCAACAAGUCCCGUUGGAAGGCGAGUCUCCCCCUUUAGCAGCCCCAGCGACGUCAGACGAUGUCCACGCUGCGAUAGGAAACCUGCUAUCGGCCAUCGAGUGGAAGGACAAGUUCCCCGUGCGCGUGCAAGGCUGUAUUGCCGAGCUGUUUACGUUCGCAGUGUAUUCCUCAAACGAUAUCAUCUUCAACCAAGGCGACCAGACACAAGCGCUGUACAUUAUUCUAGCCGGACACGUCAACGUCUGGAUUCAUCGGCACCGGCGCCCUCAGAGCCAAGGUCAUGUGUUUGCACGGAAGGAUGCCAUGAGUCGUCGAGGGGGGUGGCAAGACGGGAGGGUCAGUACGAGCAACGUGAAGAACGAGUUGGAUCCCAUGAAAGCCAUCCAAGCCCUGAGCAAGCGGCCGCGAACGCCAACCAGCAUCAAGCGGUCGCUGUCCACCCGGCGAGGCGCAGAGAGCGGGACGAGCGUCGCCAUUAACCACCCCUUGGGCGACAUCGAAGCGCGCCUCGGACCGGGCGACGUCUUGAGUGAACAGGCCUUGUUCCAUCCUGGUAUUCAGCAUCGGGUUUCAGCGGUAGCUGCGACCGACGUGACGGUGCUGGUGCUGCCUCGAUCCCAAUACGACCAUGUUCUCGCCCACGGGCGCACUGUUCCAUCCUCGGCGACAAUCGUCGUCGCGCGCAACUCGUCCGAGCGAGCGCGAGACCACUGGAAACUCGUCAUCCAUUACAUCAUCAAGAACCGGUCGCAACGGUCGCAUUGGCCAUGUGUGAUCGAGUUUGCCCGGCAAAAGCGCAUUCGACUGGUUAUGGACAUUAUCAAGAACGUGCCCGUGUUCCAGGCCAUGGACGUGGAGCUCCGCGUGCGCAUCUGCGAACGAACGUUGUUUCAAACCCUUGCCCCGAAUGUCGUCGUGUUUGAUAAGGGCAAACCCGUCGAGCGCUUCUUUGUGGUCGUGCGUGGCACCGUGGACCUCGUGCACGUCACGUCCCCCACGACCACAGACGCCGCCACGUCAUCGUCCGACGCCAGCGACUCGUGGCUCAAGAUCCGCACCGUCCGGGCAAACGAGUGGUUCGGCGAGUACGAAAUCCUCGCGCACGAACCCAACCGUCAGAUUCUGGCCAUGACGACGGCGGAAGGCGCGCACGUUGUAGCCGUGUACAAGGGCGAAUUCAUCGUGUCGUGGCCUACGCUGCAAAAGUGGACCGACCGCCUCGCGUUCCUUCGACAAAGCGAUGCACUGGGGGCGCUGGAAGACGACCGAUUUUGCUCAGUGUGGUAUGGCCUUCGCAAACUCAGGUUCCGACGCAACGACGUGUGUGACUUUAAGUGGUGGUGCCGGAGCGGUCCAGUGCCAACAAAUUGGCCGACGCCAUCUACUGGAUCGACGAAGGCGAGUGUGUGGUCCACCAGUCCACGACUUUGGUUCGAGCCAUCAAAGAAUCGAGAUCCCACGAGAAGGACGUCGAGUUGGACGUGCAAGUGGCGACGCUGACCCGGGGCAAUGUUCUGUACUGCGACGACUCGACGUGGAUGCCGCGGACAUGUGUAAUAGCGUCGUCGUACGUGAUGCAAGCGUUCGUGUUGACGUACCCGUCGCACCCCACGACGCUGCAUCGCGUCAUGGGAAAGCGGGGAAUUGCAUCCUUGCGACGGAUUAUGCGCUUGGGAAACGACUUCCAACACACCCAGCGCGAGGUACGCAAUGAUGCCAUUGGAGUUUUGUAGGAGAACAACGGUGUAGACUGCCACGCAGUUGGCCGUGGCGUCCGAGCCCAAACCCAUCGACUCGCCCAUGCUACCACUGCUCAAGUGUGUACCCAUUGCGCGCAUGCAGGGGAAUCGCGUGAAACUGCCCAACUUUUUGCUCCAGCGGCAUGUUCCCCCACCAACAACAACAGCCGACGCGUCCAAUCAGCGCCCCGAACGAGAUCCACGACGUGCUUCGCUCAGUCCAACCGCCCGUACUAGUGUCAUAACCCCCACCGAUGGAUGGAAUCCGCAUCGCCCGCUGAGUGACGCCAAACCAUCAUACAUGAACGGAUCGUUUGCAUUCAAUCAACCGAGCCCCACCCAGCCGCGUUCGUCCCCCCUGGGCUUGCUGGAGACGGCACAUGUACUUCGACCGCAAAUCCGAUUGGACGAGGCCGAGACGUCGUCCGUGCGGCUGCAAAAGGCGCUAGACCUGCAGAUCCACCAAGAUGUCAAGCUCCUUCACGAGCUAGGAAGCGCUACAAAAAGGAGUAAACUGUCGGAAGCGCGCCGCGAGCAGCAAGUCCGCAUCAAGCACGGCCGGCCUACCCAAUGUCCACUGGAUCCGUUCAAACCCCCCGAGCCGAACCCGUGCCAGCCCCCCACCCUCCAAGCCCACACUGCCCCUCGACGCCUUCGCCAAUCGUACCGAGGCCGCAGCACUCGUGGUGUCCACGCAAAGUCCUAGCAAAUACUACUACUGUAGUACACUAUAGCAACCAAACGACCGAGAAAGCAAUGAUGAAAUGUCUGCGAGCAAUAUAAACCUUUUGCUUGACCUCUA